AUGUGCAUGCAGGAAUAUAGCACUUGUCCCACAAUCGACCAUGAUGGCCUUCACAAGAUCUGUUGCUAUUCGCAUUCUCAGCAUGAUUGCCGCGACCCUGUCAUCGACAUGCCCCCUUGCUGCUACCCAACCCUCGUACGCAAACAAAAAAUGACCGUCAAUCCAGGAUCAAAAAGCCAUCACCCCAAAGCGGGCCUACUCAGUUAUCUCCCUGCCGCCCUCGUUCCUUAUGGAGAGCUGCUGCGCGUCCACCGUGCCCUGGGCUAUUACCUCAACACCUCUCCCUAUGUAGUGGGAAUCGCAUACAGUGCCGCAACUGCCCCAACAAAGCUGCCCCUCGACCUGCUGCUGGAUCGCCUCCUCCUGCUCACGCUCUGGUCCUUUAUCCUCCGCAGCGCCGGCUGCGCUUGGAACGACCUGAUCGACGUCGAUAUCGAUCGACAAAUCUCGCGCACCCAAAGCCGCCCUCUGGCCCGAGGCGCCAUCUCGCUCCCCACAGCAACCAUCUUCACAGCAUGUCUCUUCGCCCUCGGCUGUUCGCUGUUUCUCUUCCUCCCCAGACAAUGCGCAUUUGAGGCCGGCAUUGAAGUCUUCUUCGCACUCCUGUACCCUUUCGGGAAGCGCUUCACCGAUCACCCCCAGCUCAUCCUCGUCAACAUCGCCUGGGCAAUUCCCAUGGCCAUGCACAGCCUGGGUGUGGAGCCUGGCAGGCAGAUUCUGUCAUCGAUCUGCUUGUGCGUGUUCAUCGCGACCGUGAUUGUUCUGAUCGACCUGGUGUAUUCGCGACAAGACACCGAGGAGGAUCUCAAGGUCGGCGUGAAGAGCAUGGCGGUGCGAUACCGAGAUUGUAUAGACACCCUGGCCUAUUCGCUUUUCGCCAUCAGCACCCUGGCCUUGCUGUUCGGAGGCCUGCUCGGUGGGCUUCGGGCGCCGUUUGUGGUUUUUUCUGUCGGUGGGCACAUUGUGGGCUUUUGGACGUUCCUGAGAGCAUCGCUGCAGACGGGACCGGCAGGUGUCGAGUCGCGUGCCAAAUCAUCUUGUUUGAUGGCGAGUAUAUUUUGGUUGCUGGGGUUGGGUAUCGAGUACGCUGUGCGUGUUUAG
Molecule: messenger RNA, 1101 nt
Organism: Aspergillus calidoustus
Lineage: Eukaryota; Fungi; Ascomycota; Eurotiomycetes; Eurotiales; Aspergillaceae
Source: the annotation of a GenBank genome assembly